Ipomoea nil (Japanese morning glory) is the source of this 1951-nucleotide messenger RNA. RefSeq names its product probable nucleolar protein 5-2. The record is from RefSeq and is a predicted model, not a curated record. Gene Ontology annotation, cellular component: small-subunit processome; box C/D methylation guide snoRNP complex. Gene Ontology annotation, molecular function: snoRNA binding. The coding region runs from base 108 to 1802 and encodes 564 amino acids. NCBI's taxonomy places the organism in Eukaryota, Viridiplantae, Streptophyta, Magnoliopsida, Solanales, Convolvulaceae. The transcript is spliced from 8 exons.
AGAACUCCGAAUCUUGUCGCCGUUUAUAAGACGCCAAAUUCUUCUUGUCCCGCUAGUACCGUAAACCCCUAACCCGCGUUCUUGACGGUUGCUGAGCGGAGGAGCAAAUGCUAGUGCUCUUUGAAACGCCGGCGGGCUUUGCCCUUUUCAAAGUAUUGGACGAGGGCAAGCUCUCCAAAGUUGAGGAUUUAUGGAAAGAGUUCUCCACAGCCGACACUGCUCGAAAGGUUGUAAAGCUGAAGGCAUUCUCUAAGUUUGAGAAUACUUCUGAAGCAUUGUCAGCGGCUACCUUACUGAUAGAUAGUAAGCCAAGCAAAGGGCUACGCAAGUUCUUGCGAGCUCACUGUGAAAAUGACACUUUAGCUGUGGCUGAUUCAAAGCUGGGAAAUGCAAUCAAGGAGAAACUGCAAAUUGACUGUGUGCACAACAGUACGGUCAUGGAAUUGAUGAGAGGAUUGAGAAAUCAAUUGACUGAGCUCAUAUCUGGUUUGGCUGUUCAAGAUUUGGCUCCAAUGAGCUUGGGUUUAUCUCACAGCCUUUCAAGAUACAAGCUAAAAUUUAGCCCUGAUAAGGUGGAUACAAUGAUAGUCCAAGCAAUUAGUCUAUUGGACGAUCUUGAUAAAGAGCUAAACACAUACGCAAUGAGGGUACGAGAAUGGUAUGGUUGGCAUUUUCCUGAGCUUGCAAAGAUAGUACAGGACAAUAUCCUUUAUGCCAAAACUGUGAAGUUGAUGGGUGACCGCACAAAUGCUGCAAAGCUGGACUUCUCUGAGGUUCUCCCUGAGGAGGUUGAGGUAGAACUGAAGGAAGCGGCCAUGAUUUCUAUGGGAACUGAAGUUAGCGAUCUUGAUCUAAUGAAUAUUAAAGACCUAUGCAAUCAAGUUCUGUCAUUUUCAGAAUACAGAGCUCAAUUGUAUGAUUAUUUGAAGAGCAGGAUGAAUACUAUAGCUCCUAAUCUAACUGCCCUUGUUGGUGAACUUGUUGGCGCUCGGCUUAUUGCCCAUGGUGGUAGCUUGCUGAAUCUUGCAAAGCAACCUGGAAGCACAGUUCAGAUACUCGGUGCAGAAAAGGCUCUCUUUAGGGCACUAAAAACAAAACACGCAACUCCUAAGUACGGGCUUAUAUACCAUGCUUCUUUGAUUGGUCAGGCGGCCCCAAAACAUAAGGGUAAAAUUUCAAGGUCUCUUGCAGCCAAAACUGCUUUGGCGAUUCGAUAUGAUGCUCUUGGAGAUGGACAAGAUAAUACGAUGGGAUUAGAAAAUCGGGCCAAGCUCGAGGCACGAUUGAGAAACUUAGAAGGCAGAGAACUUGGCCGUCUAUCAGGCUCAGCUAAAGGCAAACCUAAGAUUGAAGUCUAUGAUAAGGACCGCAAAAAAGGCUCUGGGGGGUUGAUUACUCCAGCUAAGACUUACAAUCCUUCGGCUGAUUCUGUUCUUGGGCAUACCGAGCCAACUGCCAAUGAGGAGGAUAAGAUGGAAGUAGAGACGAGGCUAGACGAAGUAGCUGAAGCAGUUGAGGCUCCCGCUAAUGAAGAGAGCAAGAAGAAGAAGAAGAAAAAGAAGGAAACAGCUGUUGAAGAGGACGCUGGUGAACCCGAGAACGAAGAGGUAGGGAGGAAGGAGAAGAAAAAGAAAAAGCAUUCAGCCGAGGGGGGUGAAGGGCAGAAUAGUGAAGAAAAUGCUGAAACUGGAGAGAAGAAGAAAAAGAAGAGAAAGCAUGCCGAGGCUGAAGAAGAAGAAGAGGAAACUGAAUCGACCAAGAAGAAAGACAAGAAGAAGAAGAAGAAGAAAACUGCGGAUUGAUUGUCACAUUAAAAUGUGUACACAAUUUUGGUAUGUACUGGCCUUGUUUUAGUGUUUGAAAAUCUUGUCAUGUUUUCCAAGCCCCUAUGACUUCUACAGAAAUAUUGUAUUUUCAACUCAAUUGAAUUGUGAUGAUUUUUUUUUACUAA